Messenger RNA from Malassezia japonica, 1023 nucleotides. Its product is annotated as versiconal hemiacetal acetate reductase. Lineage: Eukaryota; Fungi; Basidiomycota; Malasseziomycetes; Malasseziales; Malasseziaceae. The transcript is spliced from 2 exons. The coding region runs from base 1 to 1023 and encodes 340 amino acids. The record is from RefSeq and is a predicted model, not a curated record.
AUGGAGUACGCAAAUCUCGGAAACUCUGGCCUAAAGGUGUCCAAGAUUAUCCUUGGGUGCAUGUCGUAUGGCACACCCGAGUGGCAGGACUGGGUGCUGAAUGAAGAAGAAUCGCUGCCCCUCCUGGAAUACGCCUACCAGAAAGGCAUCAACACCUGGGACACGGCUGAUGUGUACAGCAUGGGCAAGUCGGAAGAGAUUGUUGGCAAAGCGCUGAAGAAGUACAACAUUCCCCGCAACCGUGUGGUGAUUCUGUCCAAGUGCUACUUUGGCGUGUCCGAUGACGGUUCGUUCCCUCCCAUCGCGCAGAUGACGUCGAACGAUGGCCCGAUGGUGAACCGUGUGGGCCUCUCGCGAAAGCACAUCUUUGACGCCGUCGAGGCCAGUGUCGAACGCCUUGGAACGUACAUCGACGUGCUCCAAAUCCACCGUCUCGAUCGCGAAACUCCCAAAGAAGAAAUUAUGCGCGCAUUGAACGACGUAAUUGAGAAAGGCUGGGUCCGCUACAUUGGAGCCAGUUCGAUGGCUGCAUGGGAGUUCCAGCAGCUGCAAAACAUUGCCGAUAAACAUGGAUGGCACAAGUUUAUUUCGAUGCAGAACUACUACAACCUGCUGUACCGCGAAGAAGAGCGCGAAAUGAUCCCCUACUGUCAGGCCACUGGCGUUGGCCUCGUGCCGUGGUCGCCGGUGGCGCGCGGCGUAUUGACGCGUGCGUGGUCCGAGCGUUCCACGACGCGCGAGCAGUCGGAUGCCAUGCUGAAAAACAUGAUCCGUUCGCGCGAGUCGGAAGUCGACAAGCAGAUUGUCAACCGUGUCGAGGAGGUGGCUGCGAAGAAAGGCGUCCCUAUGGCCCAAGUGGCCAUUGCCUGGAGUCUAUCCAAGCAGGGCGUCUACCCUAUCAUGGGCCUGAGCAAGAAAGAGCGCAUUGACCAGGCCAUCGACGCUGUCAAGGUCAAGCUUUCUGACGAAGAGAUUGCGUACCUCGAGGCGCCCUACCAGCCCAAGGUCGUCCAAGGCUAUUAG